GUGCACCUGACCGCCUGCAGUGAGCGAAAUCCUCCCUGCAAAAUAAAUCGUCAGCUCUCUUUCACUCCUCCAAACAAUACACGAACAACGUCGGGUGCAGUGAAACAGGGACAGUACCUCUCUAGCAGCCUCCUGGCCGACCAGACCACAUGCUGACUGUUUAGCAUUCCCGGCCUCGUCUAGCCCGAGUCCUUUAACGUGACUGUGAGUGGCGAUCCGCUGAGUCUUCGUGGUGCUUUUCACCUCUUCGAUCUUCAUAGUUACUGUUACUUUAUAAAUAUGUGAUGUAAAAUAUUGUAAGUCAGGUUUACGAUGGAGAAAAUACCUCCUGUGCCUCCGUUAAUUUUUCACCCGCCAGAAUCGGCGCCGAAACUCAAAACACAGGGAAAUCGGUUUCCAUGUGGGUUACUAGGGAAAAUCAGCGGAAGUGAUACCUCGAAGGACCGUUCCUAUAACUACUCCUAUUGGAUCCUGUCGCCUGAUGCAGCACAUUCAUUGGGUGAAGUCUAUGUCAAUCAUUUCCCCCCACAAAAGCCCCGCCCAGGACAGUUUUCAUUUCCGUUUGUGUUUCCGUGUUUUUUGUCGUAGUGGAAACAGCAAACAAACUGGUCAAAGUGUAAAUAAGAGACUAUAAAUAAAUGUAGAACUAAACCGAUACAGGUUCUCAUCUCCCCAUCGAAAUUUUAUAGUUAACGUUAAGUUUUAAUCAAACAGCCAUUAUGUCAUGUCAGUUCUCCUCUUUUUACUUUUGUUUGUCACUGUACAAACGUUCCGCUUUAGCAUGUUGUCCCGAGGAGUGCACUGACAGCGAGGAAGACGUUUCUCUCAACUGCUGAAGUAACUUUGAAGUCCUACUUUUAGCCAUCUGUGUUUUGAAAGCCGCAAACGAAUUAAAAACAACUUGUUUUUUAAGGUGUUUCGGUAUUAGUCACAAGGACAGCGAAUACUGCCGUUUUAACGUUUCCGUUGGAGCCGAGUUCAACGUCCAACUCUUGAGUAUAGAAAACACGCACGUUGUUGUUUACCAAUACAGCAAACUGGUGUCAAAAUGUCAGAGUCUGCUGACAGUUGCACCAAUACGUUAAAUUUCAACAUCGGGGUGCUCGGACAUGUCGACAGCGGGAAGACGUCGCUCUCCAGGGCGCUGAGCAGCACCGCCUCCACGGCUGCUUUCGACAAGAACCCGCAGUCCCGCGAGAGAGGCAUCACGCUGGACCUCGGCUUCUCCUCCUUCACGGUGGACCUUCCUGAUCACCUGCGGGACAGCGGAGGCCAGCAGCAGUACGGCAGCCUGCAGUUCACCCUGGUGGACUGUCCGGGUCACGCCUCUCUUAUUCGCACUAUCAUUGGGGGUGCCCAAAUUAUUGACCUGAUGAUGCUGGUGGUGGAUGUGGUGAAAGGGGUGCAGACUCAGACUGCAGAGUGUCUGCUGAUAGGAGAGCUGACCUGCCCUCGCAUGGUGGUCAUCCUGAACAAAGUUGACCUACUGCCACCCAACAAAAGACAGAGUGCCAUUGAGAAAAUGACCAAGAGACUGCACAAAACUCUGGAGAGCACCAGAUUUAAGGAAUGUCCAGUGAUUGCUGUGGCAGCGAAGCCCGGGGGCCCGGAGGCUCCUGACACAGAGGAGCCACAUGGAGUGCCAGAGUUAAUAGAGCUUUUGAAGAAGGAGACAUACCUCCCUCAGAGAGAGCCUGGAGGCGACCUCCUGAUGGCUGUGGACCAUUGCUUCUCCAUCCGUGGUCAGGGAACAGUCAUGACUGGAACCAUCCUGCAGGGGUCGCUGGCCAUCAAUGACACUGUGGAAAUCCCGGCACUAAAGGUGACCAAGAAGAUAAAGUCGGUGCAGAUGUUUCGGAAGCCAGUGUCGGGGGCCAUGCAGGGGGAUCGUGUGGGUGUGUGCGUGACACAGUUUGACCCUAAACUGCUAGAGCGGGGUGUGGUGUGCACCCCAGGGUCCCUGCGCACCCUCUAUGCAGCAGUCAUCUCUGUGAGGAAGAUAGGCUACUUCAAGGGCUCUCUUGCCACCCGUGCCAAGUUCCACAUCACAGUGGGCCAUGAGACCGUCAUGGCGAGGGUUAUGUUCUUUGGCCUGCCACCUGUGGAUCACUCAGAGCCUCCCUCAGACACUCAACCACCUCCACCUCAGCCCCGCUCACUGGAUUCACCCUUCACCUUCGAGAGAGAGUACGUCUACCAGGAUGAAUAUGUCACCGGUCAGGGAGAGGCGAGUCUAGGACCUGAGCCAGAACAAUGGGCCUUGUUGGAGUUUGAGCGGCCAGUCACAUGCCCCUCACUCUGCCUGGUGAUUGGUUCCAAGCUGGACACAGACAUCCACGCCAAUGCAUGCCGGUUGGCUUUCCAGGGCCGUCUGCUCCAGGGGUUUGAAGAUAAAGGCUACGCUGAGACUGGCCUGCCUCGCCUGCGCAUCUACAAGACCAAACACAAGGAGGGUCAGGUGGAAAGGGUGACUGACGAUUACACUGUGAUUGGCCGCAACAUGUUCAAGAAGGAGACCAGCCUGCAGCUCUUUCUGGGGUUGAAGGUCACACUGUCGACAGGCGAGACUGGCAUUGUGGAGGGUGGGUUUGGACAGAGCGGCAAGUUCAAGAUCCGAUUACAAGAGGGUCUUUGCCCUGAAACCAAGCAGUUGUUGUCCUCCACCUCUAAGAAGAAAGGGAAGGGUGGAAGCAAAGGUGGACCAACCAAUGAAGAGGAGCCCAAAACAGAUUCUCAGCCUGUUUGCAUCCACUUGCAUUUCAAGCAGUUCGUCUUUGAUCCCCAUAAAAAGAUGGUACAGUCUUGACCUUUGCUGCACUCACUUCAGCCUGACAUCGAGGAGUCACAGUGCUUCAGACAGGCAGAGGGCCGUUUCAGAGAUCAUGUGGAGGUGAGGGGAAUACUGGCCUCUGUAUCAGAGGUAUGAUCUUGUUCUACUAUCAGCCUCUGACGGAGACAGUCUGCUACAAUGCAAUGAUUGUGGAAUGCCGAACGCGUGUGAAACAACCCUUUUUCUUUUAAAAUCUUCCUUUAUGGAGAUAAUCCAGUUUGCUCCAUCACAAGCUCUUCCAUCCUGAUACAUUUGAGUUGUCUUAAAACAAAUCAGUAUCUUUAUUCUUUGUUGUGAGUCAGAAUCAAUUCUUUUGACUUGCAACUUUUUUCUGCAUGUUUCUAAUUCAGCUGAGCCCUGAUUGGCACAAACACAUCGGCUAGUGUUACAGGAACUCUGAACUCACAGAUUUCAACAGAUCUCUGCGUUCACUGUCUGCGCCUGGCUCUCUCGCUGGGAUAACGGUCAUGUUAUGUUUCAGGCUUAUCUGUAUGAUUUCAAAAUGAUUUGUCCAUAUUUCUAUAUUUGUUCUUUUUCAUUUCAUUUUACUUUCGUGGUGUUUUGUAGAGCUGCAGUUUACACAGAACAGCAGUUAUUCCAGAGGUUGCUUGAAUUGAAUUGAAUCCUGAUCUUUUCAGAAUGAUGAAUAAAGCAAACCAAUGCUGAAACUUUAUUUCUGACUGUUAUUUUCUCUGUGAUCAUUGGUACUGCCCUUGAUGUAUACAAUAGGGAUAUAAUAGCAACAGAUAUAAUGGCUGUGUCCCAAACUCUAUUUACAGAACAAGCUGAAUUCAUCAGUAAUUAUGAACAAUAUAAAGCACUCUCCAUGCUAGCUGCACUUUGUAUGUGCAUGUGUACAACGGUCUACUGUGUCCACAUAUUUUAUUUGCAAUUCCUACGGGCUAAAUACAUACUGAACUAUAAA
Anarrhichthys ocellatus (wolf-eel) is the source of this 3755-nucleotide messenger RNA. It is a transcript of the gene eefsec, whose product is annotated as eukaryotic elongation factor, selenocysteine-tRNA-specific. Gene Ontology annotation, biological process: selenocysteine incorporation. Lineage: Eukaryota; Metazoa; Chordata; Actinopteri; Perciformes; Anarhichadidae. Bases 1049 to 2806 code for a protein of 585 amino acids. The transcript has 7 exons. The record is from RefSeq and is a predicted model, not a curated record. Gene Ontology annotation, molecular function: GTPase activity; GTP binding; translation elongation factor activity.